GCAGUGCACGACGGUAUUGUAAAUAUUACGAAAUUUUCUUGUAUGCAAUUGUAUGUAUAUCAAUCAGAAUCAUCUAGUUGUUUUGACGUACGUGGAAGGUUAACUUCGUCCAGCGUAAAGAUUUAGUAAGGAAAAACAAUUGUUUGUUAUUAACAAGUAUUUAGAUAGAUUGAAGAAAAAGAAGAGAGAGAGAGGGACGAGGAAUUACGGAAUAUUAAUAAAAUUUGAUUUAAUCAGUGUUGAAUAGUUUCGAAGUUAUUUUAUAAUCGUCCGUUUAAAAACAGAAUUUCAAAUGCAAUGAAAAUAAACGAGAAAAACAUGGUAGCUUUUGCAACUUCGGCAACACCAGUAGACCGUGAAGGUUGGUUAAAUAAACGCGGUGAAUUAAAUCGUGGGUACCAAAGAAGAUGGUUCGUUCUCAAGGGAAAUAUGUUGUUUUAUUUCGAUCGUCGCGGUGAUAAAGAACCAGUAGGUAUGAUAGUUCUUGAAGGUUGUACCAUCGAAUUGGCGGAGGACGAGGAACAAUUUGGUUUUCAAAUUGUGUUUCACGGACCAAAUAAUAGAAAUUAUGCCCUCGCAGCAGAAUCUCAGGAAUCCAUGGAACAAUGGAUGAAAGCUUUGGCAUGUGCAAGCUACGAUUACAUGAAGUUAAUGGUAGCAGAAUUACAAAGACAGUUGGACGCAGAAGAAGAAGAAGAGGAAGAAGACGAAACAACAAUGGUGAUGGCUCCCUCCCAAUCUCCAAAAGCUCCUCCAAGGCAACGACAUAAUCCUUUUAAUAGAUCAGAGUUACAUCAUCGUUCGCAGAGUGUCAGAUCUGCUCCUGGAAGGACGGAAAAUGUGCCAAGAACAAGAAUAACAUUCCGUGAAAUGCAUAAUAUGUUCGGCAGGAGAAUUUUGGCGGAUUUAAACGAAUGGAGGCAUACAAGGAAAACUGCAGAUACUCCCUUAAUUAGUUUUUAA
Habropoda laboriosa is the source of this 963-nucleotide messenger RNA. RefSeq names its product sesquipedalian-1 (gene IPIP). NCBI's taxonomy places the organism in Eukaryota, Metazoa, Arthropoda, Insecta, Hymenoptera, Apidae. The record is from RefSeq and is a predicted model, not a curated record. Gene Ontology annotation, biological process: receptor recycling; endosome organization; retrograde transport, endosome to Golgi. The transcript is spliced from 2 exons. Gene Ontology annotation, cellular component: early endosome; trans-Golgi network; recycling endosome. Bases 298 to 963 code for a protein of 221 amino acids.